Molecule: messenger RNA, 1563 nt
Organism: Ictidomys tridecemlineatus (thirteen-lined ground squirrel)
Lineage: Eukaryota; Metazoa; Chordata; Mammalia; Rodentia; Sciuridae
Source: RefSeq, a predicted model, not a curated record
AUGGAGAAUGCAGUCUGGCAAUCCUGGAGGGCAGACACCUAUGAGAGUCCUGGGGUGCACGCCCUCCAUCUGAGUACUGAGGAGGGUGUGAAGACGGAGAAUGACCACAUCAACCUGAAGGUGGCGGGGCAGGAUGGCUCGGUGGUGCAGUUCAAGAUCAAGAGGCACACCCCACUGAGCAAGCUGAUGAAGGCCUACUGCGAGAGGCAGGGCUUGUCAAUGAGACAGAUUAGAUUCAGGUUUGAUGGGCAGCCAAUUAAUGAAACAGACACUCCAGCCCAGCUGGAGAUGGAAGAUGAGGACACCAUCGACGUGUUCCAGCAGCAGACGGGAGGCAUGGCCUCCAGAGGGACCACCCCACACCCUGCCAUCGUCCUUGCAUUUGUUAUUGAAUGGUGAGCGACCACGCUGAUCACAGAGGAGUCCGAGAAAGACAAGGACAGUCACCGAAACGAUCCUCGAAGCACCUCAAGUGCAGCUCAAAACUCUGCAGGGAUGAGUCUUCAGCUUACAUUGGGCCAAUCACAUUGUUCUCUUUGUGAAAUGAGUUUUAAGGUUUUGGGUUUGUUUUUGUUCUCGGUUUUGUUCAUUGCCCCUCUCAAAACAUGUUUUCCUUCAAACUUGUGGCCAAAUGUUGGCUUUCAGUCUGUGGCCAGGCUCUCACCCCUGGAGAAGUGGUCACUGCUGGAGCUACUUGUCCGAAUCACGUGGAGAGCUCAUGUUCACACUGUGCAUCUGUGGGAGAGAGUGGGGGGUGGAAUUCCACCAGGCGCAUUAUUAAAAUUCUAAAAGCUGCAAAUGACAGACUUCAUCAAGCAUAUGGUAUAGUUGAAGGCAAAAUACUGGAACACUUCUUCAAAGGUAAAAAACAAAAUAAGUCCUUCAGUAAUAAGGCCCAAGUGCUUUCUGCUCCUGAGUGUAUCCCCUCUGGGUCUGAGGCCCAGGAUGCCACCUCUGCACUCGGUGCUUGGGUGUGGGUAUGUGGGCAAUGAUGGGCACAACCAAAACCAGCUUUUCUUUUUUCAAAACCAGGAAAUAAUUACCAUGUUUCUCAUUUGGUAAUUGUAUUGUGGCCUCAGAUUUACUUCUAACAGAUAAUUAUGGUCUUUAUGUAAAGUAAGAUGAAAUAUCACUGAAUUUGCAGUUAUGUUGUAUAAAAGAGCUGCUUCAAAGUGUGGUUGCAAAAGAAACCCACAGAAAGGUGACUUAGUGUUCUUAUGGAUUUUUACUUUGCCACUGUCCAAAUAAGUAUCGAAAUUAUGCAUUAGAACAGUGACUCCAGUUCUGUGAGAUAUUUGGGAAUCUUUACCAAUUAAAAUGUUCAUAGUUCUGCCUAUUGUCCUGUAAGGAUCCAUUGCUGCUUGAUGGCCAUUCUCUGCCUUUUAUAGUCCCCUGAUGGUGACCCAUCACCUCGCUUGCUUGAGAUCUUGCAGAAAUGUCCUCAUUUCCUGUUUUGCUGUAUGGGCUCUGGUGGGAUGUUGUUGGCUCUGUUGUUUGUUCACCAAUUUGUACAUUAUGUUACCCUUUACUACUGUAAACAGUAAAGAUAGUUUGGUAUUCUGU